This is a messenger RNA of Acomys russatus (golden spiny mouse), 1439 nucleotides long. RefSeq names its product ethanolamine kinase 2 (gene Etnk2). The transcript is spliced from 8 exons. Gene Ontology annotation, cellular component: cytoplasm. Lineage: Eukaryota; Metazoa; Chordata; Mammalia; Rodentia; Muridae. Gene Ontology annotation, molecular function: ethanolamine kinase activity. Gene Ontology annotation, biological process: phosphatidylethanolamine biosynthetic process. The coding region runs from base 246 to 1403 and encodes 385 amino acids. The record is from RefSeq and is a predicted model, not a curated record.
GGCGGAGGCGGGGUCGGAGCGGGCAGGGGGCGUUACCGCGGCCUGUGAUGUCACUGUCGCGGCGGACCCCGGUGAUCCCCGGCCAGCAGUGUCGCUCGGUUGUGCGCCGGCGAUCAGAGCGGGCAGCUCGCUCAUGAGUCAUGGACUUCCCCUGGCCCCUCCUCGACCACUCCCACUCCCUCUCAUGGCCCCCCCGUAGGGGCUAACGCGGGCGCGGCGGCUCCGAGGGGGUGGGGCUGCUGGGAAUGGCUGUGCCCCCUUCAGCUCCUGUGCCGUGCUCGCCCUUUUACCUGCGGAGGCAGGCGCCCUGCCCGCAGUGCUCAUGGGGCAUGGAGGAAAAGGCGGUGGCCAGUGCCGGCUGCUGGGAACCACCAGGGUCCCCGAGAGCCGCCGUCCCGUGCUACGGCGUCGCGGUGGACCAGGACAACAUCCUCCCUGGUGCCCUGCGCCUCAUCCGGGAGCUGCGGCCGCACUGGAAGCCGGAACAAGUUCGGACUAAGCGCUUCAAAGACGGCAUCACCAACAAGCUAGUGGCCUGCUAUGUGGAGGAGGACAUGCGGGACUGCGUGCUGGUCCGAGUGUACGGGGAGCGGACGGAGUUGCUCGUGGACCGAGAGAACGAGGUCAGGAACUUCCAACUGCUGCGAGCACACGGCUGCGCCCCCAAACUCUACUGCACCUUUCGGAACGGACUGUGCUAUGAGUACGUGCAGGGUGUGGCCCUGGGCCCAGAGCACAUCCGACAGCCCCAGCUUUUCAGGUUAAUCGCCUUAGAAAUGGCCAAGAUUCACGCCAUCCAGGCCAAUGGCAGCCUGCCUAAGCCCUCCCUCUGGCAUAAGAUGCACCGUUAUUUCACGCUGGUCAAGGAUGAGAUCAACCCCAGCCUUUCUGCAGAUGUCCCUAAGGUGGAGGUAUUGGAACAGGAGCUGGCCUGGCUGAAGGAACACCUGUCCCAACUGGAUUCCCCUGUGGUGUUCUGUCACAACGACCUGCUUUGUAAGAAUAUCAUCUACGACAGUGCCAAAGGCCAAGUGCGGUUCAUCGACUAUGAAUAUGCAGGGUACAACUACCAGGCUUUUGACAUUGGCAACCAUUUCAAUGAGUUUGCAGGUGUGAACGAGGUUGAUUACUGCCGGUAUCCAGCUCGGGAGAUCCAGCUGCAGUGGCUGCGAUACUAUCUUGAGGCACAGAAGGGGACAGCUGCGACCCCCAAGGAGGUGGAGCGGCUUUAUGCGCAAGUCAACAAAUUUGCUCUGGCCUCCCACUUCUUCUGGGCCCUCUGGGCACUCAUACAGAACCAGUACUCCACCAUCAGCUUUGACUUCCUCAGGUAUGCAGUGAUCCGAUUCAACCAGUACUUUAAGGUGAAGCCUCAGGUGUUAGCCUUGGAGAUGCCAAAGUGACCAGCCUCCUUGUUCCUUCGUGUCCUGCUGCUGCUG